UACACCAUACUCACAAACAAAAUAAAAGCAGCAAACAACAAAACUCGAUCAACUAUGAAUAAAUACGUUUCCCUCGGUGUAUUCACUGGCUUUUGGGUCAUAUUCGGCAUUGUUGGCUUCUUUGUGGCCAAACGCUUCAAGGAGGUUACUAUAAUAAGAUGCUGUGUCCUACUCUCCGCCGUCUGCUGCUGGCUCCUCUGGCUCGUUACGUUCCUGAUGCAGCUGAAUCCACUAAUAGGUCCACGUGCUAAGCAAGUUGUCAUUUACGGCAUAAUGACCUAUUGGAAAAACUCCUACAUUCACGACAAAAACGAUCCAUGAAGUUUUAGUAGAACAAUUCGUAGCGCUGUUUAAAAACAAACUUCUUUUCACUCGCUUGUACUAGAUCUGUAAUGCCAUCAUUAAAACUUAGUUGCCUGCCAGCGAUUUUCUUUAUAUUAC
Molecule: messenger RNA, 441 nt
Organism: Drosophila busckii
Lineage: Eukaryota; Metazoa; Arthropoda; Insecta; Diptera; Drosophilidae
Gene: VhaM9.7-d
Product: V-type proton ATPase subunit e
Exons: 1
Coding region: 55-321 (88 amino acids)
Biological process (GO): proton transmembrane transport
Cellular component (GO): proton-transporting V-type ATPase, V0 domain; plasma membrane proton-transporting V-type ATPase complex
Molecular function (GO): proton-transporting ATPase activity, rotational mechanism
Source: RefSeq, a predicted model, not a curated record